UCACUGAUUUCUUGAGGACUUUGUAUAAAGAAAUCACAGAUAACGACGGAAAAACCAUCCUAAGUUCAGAAGAAUCAGUCGUUCUGUCUCUCGGAUCUACAACAAUGUUGGACGGAUUGUUAGGUCGCGGUGGUUUCAGCUCCAAAUGUAAAUCGUUGAUUAAGCCGACGAGGACACGAAUAGAGGUGUUGAGGAGAAGGGCGGAGGCGAAGCAGAGGUUUUUGAAGGAAGAUCUUGCGAAAUUACUCGCCAAUGGCCUCGAUGUUAACGCAUACGGAAGGACUGAAGAAUUUAUUGCUGGCUUGAAUCUCUUAUCUUGUUAUACUUUUAUUGACCAGUCAUGUGAAUAUAUAUUGAAGCAGCUGUCAGUCAUGCAGAAACUAGGACAAUGCCCAGAAGAAUGCAGAGAGACUGUGGCAUCCCUUAUGUUUGCUGCUGCAAGAUUUUCUGAUCUUCCUGAACUGCGUGAUCUCAGGGAUGUUUUUCAGGAGAGAUAUGGGACUGGUUUAGAAUGUUUUGUUAAUCAAGUGUUUGUUGAGAAGUUAGCCUCUAAACCUCCGGCAGUGGAGAAGAGAAUAAAGCUACUGCAAGAUAUAGCAACUGAAUUUUCAAUACAGUGGGAUUCUAAAGGAUUUAAAGAAAGAAUGAAUAAGUCCUCCACACUUGCUCAGGACCAAGCAAAGAAACUUGGAUCUCUGAGUGUCGCUGACGAUAAAUACAAAUUACCAAAUGGAAAUAUUGUUUUCCGGAAAAAUGAUCAGGGAUCUAAAGAAAGAAUAGAGCAUGCUCACAAGGAGCCCAAAUUGCACAAUGUUGGCGAUGUAAAUGUUAGGAACAUUCCUUUUGUGGGAAGAGAAGAAAAACGUCCUAAAGAAAGAAUAGAGCAUGCUCACCAGGGGGCGAUGUUGCACAGUGAUGGGAAUGUACAUGCUAGGAGAAAAGAGGUGGACAUUCCAAUUGUGGAAAGAGACGAAAAACGUGGCUACAAACGUGAGGUACUCAUCAGUAAGGCAGAGAAUGAUGGCUAUUUUUCUAAAGCAAAGCAAGAAUAUGCUUCUGAAGAGAAUGACAUCCCCUCGUUGAAAAGUUCAGGCAGUUCUUAUCGUGACAGAAAACCAGAAGUUUUCGAUGAUGCUAAGGUGAACAAAGGAAGUAAGGAAAGACACGGUUACAAACAGGAGUCAGUUACCAACAGGGCAGAAACUAUUGAGACCGAAAAUAAUUAUGGCUAUUUUUCUAAAGCAAAGCAAGAAUCUGCUUCUGAAAGGAAUGGAUUUGGAAAUAAUGAUACCCCCUCGUUGAAAAGUUCUGGCAGUUCUUAUCAUGACAGAAAAGCAGAAGUUUUCGAUGAUGCUAGGAUGAGCAAAGGAAGAAAGGAAAGACAUGGUUACAGACAGGAGCCAGUUACCGACAGGGCAGAAACUGUUGAGACCGAAAAUAAUGAUGAUCGUUUAUUUAGAGGGAGGCAGGAAUUUGCUGCCAAGAAGCAUGGAUCAUCAAUUGGAGCCGACCAUACUCCCUUCAUGAUCAAAAGUCCAAGAAGCUCCCGUGACAGAAGGCCAGAAAUUCCUGAUAACAAUCGUGUUAAUGGGGAUGGAGAAGUUGGUAUUAAGUCAACAAGAAAAGUGCAAGAGGAGGAAGUUCUUAAGUUAAAAUCUUGCUACAAUGGUUCUCUUCCACCACCACCACCACCAUAUGUUAAGUCAAACAUCCCACCACCAUACAGUAAGCCUAUUAAUGCAGACAAGAUCCAUAAGAAACAAGAUAGUCCAUACCACAAACAUGGAGGCCGUGAAGACCUGCCACCUCACAUUGUAACGAAUUCAGAUCAUGGGGUUGCGAAUGAUGUACUUUUGCCUAAACCAAGAUCCAUUCGUAGGAAACACUCCAAGUCAUCAUCUAGUCAUGAUGACGUUGGGAGCUCUGAAGAUGCUCGAAUUGUGAAGAGAAUUUCAAGUAGCAGAAGAAAAGAAAGAAAGGGGUUACAGAUCUUAUUCGACGAUGAGCACUACCACAAGGAUGAAGAGGAGAAAAUGAUGGACAAAUUGUUGUUACAUUAUAGCAAGAAACCAUCAGCUUAUGAUGUUGGGAAGUUAAGAAAGAAGAAAUCUAGCAAAUCUCCACAUCAUAGAAGCAUGGAUGAAGCAGAAAUGAUUGCUCCUCCCACCAGAUCAAUUUCUCUUCCACAUGAACAAAGUGGCGAAUCUGAAUCCAAGAAAGUGUAUGCUCGUGCAAACUCUUUUCAGCCCGAUAAUCAGGCUGCACACGUACAUCCCAAGUUACCGGAUUAUGACGAUUUGGCAGCCCGCUUUGCAGCACUGCGAGGGGGGUAAAAUGUUUUAUUUGGGAUAUAACUGAUUUGUUUGCAUAGGUGUUUCUGUUUGUUUUUAUAAAAGCAGGAAAAAGAAAAAGGAUUUAGAGUUGAUUGAGGGUUGUGUUUAUGAUAUCUAAUCGUGUUAAAAACAUUCACACAUUUAAUAGACCAAGGUUUGGUUCAAACAUGCAGGAU
This is a messenger RNA of Cynara cardunculus var. scolymus (artichoke), 2509 nucleotides long. RefSeq lists its product as uncharacterized. Bases 105 to 2333 code for a protein of 742 amino acids. The transcript has 6 exons. Lineage: Eukaryota; Viridiplantae; Streptophyta; Magnoliopsida; Asterales; Asteraceae. The record is from RefSeq and is a predicted model, not a curated record. Gene Ontology annotation, biological process: protein transport.